Molecule: messenger RNA, 1493 nt
Organism: Chara braunii
Lineage: Eukaryota; Viridiplantae; Streptophyta; Charophyceae; Charales; Characeae
Source: the annotation of a GenBank genome assembly
GGGCAGUCUUUUCCUUUUCGAUAUUCGUGACAACCACCAGUGAGGUGGUCACGCCUUCGCCUAGUUUUUCAUGAGGUAUUGCGGAGUUCGGUUCGUACGAAGCCUCUGCCAUGGAACGCGUUCUGCUACGAUACGCCAGACUGACGAUUCGGAGGAGAAGGAGUUCCUUCGGCAGUUGAUCGCCGAGAAGAAGGAGGAGCAGGCACGAAGAAAGGAGGUUGAAGAAAAGAGGAGGUUUGAUGAGAUGAUCAGGCAGGAGAUUGAAAGGAACUCGGAGGCGAUGGAAGCAAGGGUGAUGUCGAAAAUUGGGAGACAUUAUUUGGCAGCUAAGGAUGAAGCUAGGUGGGAGGAAACGCGUUGCCAUAUCGAUCGCACCCCACGGCCGUCGCAAAGGCAGAGAGUCGCGGAUGACUUUACUGACAAAGAUAUUGAGGAGAUCGAAAAUGAGAUUGCUAAAUUGUAUGAGCUUCGGGAGAAGAAAAGGAAAGUGAAACAUUCUUGUACUACACCGGUGAGGCGAUCUUUUAGGCAGCCGGAUUUCAACUGCCAAGGGUCGGUAGAUAACGAGAGGCCAGGUGGUGAGUCCUCUCGUAUGGGCGAGCUGAGAGGACGAAGUAAGGUUGCUGCGGGUAGUGGCCCUGAUGGUAUUCUCACUUAUAUUCUGGCGCAGAGAAGGCUCUUGACUCCGAAAACCAAGGAUCAGCUCAAGGCGAUUUGCGCGCAAGAGGGGGUGACCUACACGACGAAAGCGUCAACCAUCAAGCGAAUCGUGGAGGUCUUGAUAAAGAACUUCUCACCUACUCUCAACCAUAGGAGGAGGGUUUUGCCUACGAAGAAAUCGCGGCGUGGUGGGAGAAUUAGAAGGAAGGGACUGGAAGAAAGGCUACAACACAGGCUGGCGAACGUGUUGAAGAACGUAAAGAAGGGGAAAGCUAAAGUGCAGGAGCCCGAAGAUUCUGAUGAGUUGUACGCGUCCAAUGAUUCCGACAGAGGCGAGGUGGAGGCUCUGAGCAAUAAGACGGGGAAUCUGACGAUAAAAGAGAAGCGAAAACGAAGCGGUGAGAAGGAGACUGGCGAUAGCCCGCCUAUGGAGACUCCUAAGAAACGACACGGCAAGCAAGGGCGAAAGAUUCCAGCAACGAUUGGACCAAUUGGAAGACUCAAGUACGUGACCGAGAAUCUGCGUGACCUGGCUGACCUCACAGUGGACGAAUUGAAACAGAUCUGUAAGACUGAGGAUGUGCAAUGGGAAGGGAAGAAGAUGCAGACCAUCCUAGCUAUUGCCAAUAAAAGGACGCAAGUGGCAUACAGAUCGCAUGACGAAGAUGAUGCGGAGAACGUCGCUGAUGACACGAGCACCAAUGAAGUUGCCGAGACAGGAGGAGACGUGGAAGAGGAGGUGUGAUGGGACUGGGAGGUCAAGGAGUUAUGGGCAGUGUGCCGCUGCCUAAUUGAUUGGAGGAGGGAAAGGUAAGGGGACGCACAUACCGAUA